CCCCGCCCGCAGGUACCGCCGCGUCCCGCGGGGGCUCCGGGGGUCGGCGGGGGCCGGGCGGGGGUCCCGCACCCCCUUUUGCUGCGAGCAUCCUUCCCCCCCGCCCCCCGCUCUGCUGCCGCGCCCCCCCCGCGGCCGUUCCGGUGCGGGACCAUGAAGGUGAAGGUGAUCUCGGUGCUGGAGGACAACUACAUGUACCUGGUGAUCGACGAGAGCACCCGCGACGCCGUCGCCGUGGACGCCGCGGUCCCCAAAAGGUUGCUGGAGAUCAUCAGGAAGGAGGACGUGGUGCUCAGGGCCAUCCUCACCACCCACCACCACUGGGACCACGCGAGGGGUAACGAGGAGCUGGCGCGGCUGUGCCCGGGGCUGAGGGUGUUCGGGGCCGACCAGCGCAUCGGGGCCCUCACGGACGCGGUGACGCACGGCCAGGAGCUCACGUUCGGGGCCAUCCGGGUGAGGUGCCUCUUCACCCCCUGCCACACCUCAGGCCACAUGUGCUACUUCAUGUGGGAGGACGAUUCCCCGGAUGCUCCCGCCCUCUUCUCAGGGUCCCCUCCGUGCCCAGAGCCCUUUCCCACAGGUGACACCCUGUUCGUGGGAGGCUGUGGGCAGUUCUUUGAGGGGACAGCGGAGCAGAUGUACACGAACCUCACCCAGACCCUGGGGGCUCUGCCCAAGGACACGAAGGUGUUCUGUGGCCACGAAUGCACCGUCCGCAACCUCAAAUUCGCCCUGAAAGUGGAGCCGGAGAAUGAAAUGGUGAAGGAGAAACUCGCCUGGGCCAAGCAGCGGGAUGAGGAGGACCUGCCCACGGUGCCCUCGACGCUGCAGGAGGAGUUUCUCUACAACCCCUUCCUGAGGGUCAUGGAGGAGCCUGUGCAGAGGUUCACGGGCCAGACGGACCCCGUGGAGGUGCUGAGGACGCUCCGCACCGAGAGGGACAACUUCAAGAAGCCCAAGGAGAGGCCCAACCCCCCGGCCAUGCUGGCCUUCGACUGGGGGCUCUUCAGCCCCUUCCUCGACAAGAAGUGACGUCCCUGCCGUGCCGGGGGUCCCUCCUGGCCGUGCCCAGCCCGGACUCGCUCCCAGCUGGGAGCUGGUGUUUGUCUUUAACCCGCUCUGUGAGGCCGCUCUGCUCUGCUCUGCUCUCCCUCCGGCUCCGUGUGCGGCUCCCAGGGUGGUCCCUGGGGAGCAGGAGCACCUGGGUGCCUCAGGAGAGCCCAGGCUGUGGUGACCCCCCUGCUGCUGCUGGCAGAGGGUCGGGAGGUGUUUGGGCACAGGAGAUCCCGUCCCACAGCCCCGUUCCCGUGGAAGGGAGCUAAGGAGAAGCAUGGGAAAGGGGGGAUGCUCAGGGACUGUGGUGCUGUGACCCACCAGGCUGUCAGGCUCUCCUGCCUGUCCUCCUGCCAGGCCUGGGGGCUGCAUCCCACUCCCAGGGGAUUGUCUGAAGCAGCCACGUGGCUCCGGAGCCCCUGGGCCCCUGCCAGGCCCGGGAUGGGCAGGGAUGAGGCAGAGAGGCUCGGAGAGCCAAGGGAAGCUGGGAAUGACUGGUGUCACUGGUGUCCGUGGUACCCACCCAGCUGCAGCCCUGCCCUGACAGACACCCUCAGCACAGCGGGGUUUUGGUGGGUUUUUCCCUCUUUUCCCCUGUUUUUCUAGUAGGGAUUUGUAACAGCCGCUGCCUUCAGGAGCCACUGGAAGCCCUCAGCCCACGUGGGGUGUGCUCAGUGGAGUCCAGGAAUGCCCGAAACCCCUGGAUUUGCGAGAGGCUUUCCAAGGGGUGACAGAUUUUAGGCUGCCACACGUCCAUUGCUUUUUUCUUCCAAGAUAAAAAACUGGAAACCACUUGGCUGCAACUCCACGGACAUUGCCUUGCCUUCACUCCACCAGCCAGGGGGCAGCCCCAAGGCCUGCUCAGCCUCCAGUUUGUGCAACAUCAGGGCUGUAUUUGAAUUUUUAUUUUUUUUUUUUAGGUCUGAGAAAUGUGCAGAGUUUUAUUUGCAGCUGGGAGGAGGCACAUUGGCCUAGUAAAGCAAUUUUUGUGGAGAAAAUUGGGGUUUGAUGGCAGCUCCCAGCACUGGAAUAGAGUUGAUUUCAGGGUCUUUCAUGUGUGGGCUGUGAACUGGAGUUUGGUUUGAGGCUGUUCCUUCCCUGGCUGCAAACUGGGCUGAGGUUUUCCUUUUUGCCUUUUAUUAAUAGUUUAGAUUUACUCUCCCAGGUGAGAAGGGAGGGAUUAAUCUGCUGCUCGAGCUGCCUCGGUCCUGCUGCCUCAGAGUUCCUCAGUUCAGUGAAAUGGUGGAGUUGUAGAUGCAGCUGGGUGUUCCUCGGGAAUUCUGUUUGCCCUGGGAGCAGGGAUGCACCACUUUGAACUGCCCCUGAGCUCCCGGGGCCACAGAUCCAGGGCUGGGAGAAAUUCCAGCUGCUCUUGGUGCCAUGGCAGGAACAGCCACCUGGAACACCCAGGGACAGGAAUCUGGGGGUGUUCUGGGUGGCUUUUGUGAUGUGUGUUGGCAGCCUGGAAACUGGGGAGGAGACAAAGUGUGGAGCCCUGAUUACUUAAUUUACAGCUGGUUGAGCUUAAUUUAUUGUGCAUUUCUGGCCUGACGUGCAUGUGCUCAGCAGACAGAGUUUCCUCUGCGCUCCCAGCACCCCAGGCUGGCUCUGUGGGAGCACUGGCACCUCUCCCUGGCCAUGGAAUUUUAUGGUUCAGCCAAAGCCUGGGUGCUGAGCACCCCUGGAACCACCACCUUGCUCGUCAGGAGGGUGGGGAGGGGGGAGGCAGUGGGAGAUUCUUGCCUUAGAACACUGUGAAUUCACUGACUGAUCAACACCUGAAAAAUGCAAAGCUUUGAAUUAAAACCAUUAAAAAUGUAA
This is a messenger RNA of Myiozetetes cayanensis, 2877 nucleotides long. It is a transcript of the gene HAGHL, whose product is annotated as hydroxyacylglutathione hydrolase like. The record is from RefSeq and is a predicted model, not a curated record. Bases 154 to 1035 code for a protein of 293 amino acids. Gene Ontology annotation, molecular function: hydroxyacylglutathione hydrolase activity. Lineage: Eukaryota; Metazoa; Chordata; Aves; Passeriformes; Tyrannidae. The transcript has 8 exons.